GAAUCAUUUGCUUUUAUGAUGUGCAAUGGAAAUUCGACUCAUAUCGAAUAUGAUGGAUCAGGACAUAUUAUAAAUGAUUUAGCACUUUUCACUGAUUUCAAACCACUGGCUGAGCCAAUUCGCAUAACUGUAGCAAAGAUGGGAGAAGUUGUCGAGGCAACACAUAUUGUUAGUGUUAGCAUAAAAGUCAACACAACCCUUGGCUACAGCGGAGAGCUGAUGGAUGUCCUCUACAGUAGGAGUGUGCCAGCAAAUCUCAUCUCAGUGAGACGUAUCCAGGAGGCUAGAAUGUCAGUGAUAUUCACAGAAACUGGCUUGGUGGAGAUCAAAAAGGGGAAUACGACCAUGAUUACAGGUCACCAAGAAGCUGAUUUAUUGACAAAAUCAUUGGAAUCUCCUCAGUUCAAGGAAUUGAGAGAAAAAAUAGGACUGCAAGAGAAUUAG
Ceutorhynchus assimilis (cabbage seed weevil) is the source of this 444-nucleotide messenger RNA. The record is from the annotation of a GenBank genome assembly. NCBI's taxonomy places the organism in Eukaryota, Metazoa, Arthropoda, Insecta, Coleoptera, Curculionidae.